CAUAGCAACGCACCAAAAAUGGCGACAUACGGCAAUGAUGCCUGUACAAAUUAAAUUGAAAGUAGAUCUAGAGUAUUAAAUUCUAGACAGAGUCUACAUCUAGAUUUUCCAAAAGAAAUAAUGUAGGCCAUGUCAUAACGUAAAGAAUGUCAUCGGACACGGUCUCAGUGAAGUCAAGUUUACCAGAAAUAGGCCAGGUGCCUUCAAGUAACCUGGACAGCAAAGAGAGGAAGCCUAUUUCUCAAGAUGGUAAAUUGGAGAAAAGACUGACUAGGAAAGACUUAGAAAGACUUAGAAGCUCUUUCACUGUUUACAGUGAUGGCUAUGAGAACAAGCUUAGUCUAACCAAAGAACAGUUCUGUGAAGCUUUGUCCUUACUGCUUAAAAAAGGUUCUGUUGAAGAAUAUGCAGAACUUUUUGAUAAAAUUGAUGUCACAAGGGAAGGAACUGUUGACUGGGACAGUCUGGCAUCUCAUAUGCUGCUGGAGUUUUAUGAGAGAGAUGACAGAGUCAAGUCAACACAAGUCCCACAGUGGAAGGAUAUCAAAUUGUUGGCAAGUCCACAUAAAGAUGUAAUACAUGGAUUGGCUUAUCUAAAGAAUAGUAACAAAUAUGUGGCCAUAAGUAAGGAAGGUUGUGUCUCUAUGUGGGGAACAAAUUUAAAACUGCUCAGAUCCUUCAAGACCGGUACAGAUGCUUGUAGAACACGAGAUGUUUGGGUCACGCACUUUGUUCCACUGCAGAAUUUGAAUAAAAUAGCUUUGGCUUUCACUAGUAAAGAAAUCGCCAUCUAUGACCUUAGUAGUAAAGUGGAGUUCAGCUGCCAGUACAAAGUUCAAGGUUUAAAGUUCACACCUCUCUGCUUGGACUUCUGGCACAAUCCUAACAACGUGAAUGAUGCUCUGCUGGUGUGGGGAGAUGUGGGGGGGCUGGUCAACAUUCUCUUCUUCAACUCUGCUAACAUAGCCUUGUUUGAGAGGCCACCAGCGCCACCUGGAGAAAAGCAAGAGCCUUGUCUUAACAUUCAGCUCAAUGAUAUCAAGUCUGGCAAAUAUAAAAAUGCCACUUUUGCAAGUUAUGAAGCUCAUAAUGAGAACGGUAAAGGAGAGUGGGUUAAAGCAGUGCAUUACUCUCACUAUCUGGAGUGUUUCAUUUCCUGUGCCACAACAACUGCUAAUGCUAUGGUUAUUGGUUGGUUAGUGAAGCAUACAAGUGUGAAUCAAAAUGUUCGACUUCUAAAGGGAGGUCAACCUCUUAAGAAGGAAUUUCAGAAAAAGUCUGACUUCCAUAUUUCUCAAGGUGUCAAUGCAUUUAGUUACUGUGAAGCCUUAAAUCUAAUUGCCACAGCUGGAGUUAACAACCAUGUGUGCUUGUGGAAUCCAUAUGUUGUGUCUAAACCAAACGGGGUACUUAGGGGUCAUAUGGCGAGCGUUGUACAAGUGCAGUUCAUGACAUCCAGGAAUCAACUCAUCUCAUUUUCAAAAGAUAAAGUUCUGAGAAUCUGGGAUGUUCAGUUACAAGUUUGUAUCCAGCGAUUGGCUGGAAUGUUUCCUAAAGGUCCAGAAGUGACCAGUAUCUUACUGUUUGAUGACAGUAAAGAAAGAAGUGGCCAGGAGAAGAACAGAAUGUUUCUUACUUUCAGUUAUCAGAUCACGGCCAUGGACAUGAAGAUUGAGGUCAAGGACAGGGUGGUCAGUCAUGAGAAACCUGUUAUCACUGCUCUUUACAACUCUCUCUACAAUCAGGUAAUCAGUGUCUGCCAAGGGGGAACAAUUAUCAUGUGGUUUGCUGAUACUGGGCAGAAGAUGAAACAGUUUAACAAUGCUCAUGGCAACUCUGAGAUAACUUGUAUGACUCAGGACCAUACUGAGACCAGGCUGUUUACUGGUAGCACUGAUGGUACCGUCAAGGUAUGGGACUUCAAUGGUCACUGCUACCAUACUCUUGAAUGUUCAGGUGGACAGCCAGCAGACGUGAGCCAAAUUUUGGUUUUAAAGAGAAGUGUGGUUGUUGUGGGAUGGGCCAAAACUCUGGCAAUAUUUCGCAACAGUGCAUUUAAAGAGUUUCAUGUUCAGCCUUCAGACUGGAAAGGAGGCCAGGAACACAGUGAAGACAUAUUGUGUAGUGCUUUCCUUGGUCCUACCACGCUGGCCACUGGGUCCUAUGAUGGGGACAUUGUCAUUUGGAACACCAACUCUGAAUACCCGUCACGCCACUGUGCCCAGAGGUCAAGGCGUGGGCUGAAAUCAAGGGGGAGGACCCUGAUCAACUCUCCAACUAAAGAACUUAGUACAGUUAGAUCAGAAGAAACUAACUUUGACCUUACCCGUCAAAAAUCUACAUUGACUGUUGAUUCAAAAUUGAGAAAUCGUUCUGCCCUAGGCAAAAGGUCAGAGACAAGACUAUCGGUUGGUCAAGGGAGUACUGAUGAACAGAGUGAAUUUGGCUGGGCUGUUGUUCAGUUGAUAUUUUUAGAAAACCGCCAAGUUACAAAUGGUGGAGGAAAUCUAGUUUCUUGUGGAGGCAACGGCUGGGUCAGGUUCUGGAAUUCUUCACGUGGAACACUCAUAGCUGAAUUUAUAGCACAUCAAAAUGGCGGCAGUAUUAUUAUGGCAGUAGAUCCUAAACAGCGUUACAUCGUGACUGCUGAUGUGGAUGGCUGUGUGAAGGUCUGGGAUAUAGAGAACUUUGCCUUGAAUCAUACUGAUGAACCGGUCACAAGUCUACCAACAUUGAUUUCUCAGUUCCAGCCUCAUCAAGACCAAAUCAACUCUGUCGAAAUGUUUGAAAGGAAUGAGAGGCUUCUCAUCAUGUCCUCCUCAUCAGACUGCAGUGUUGCCUUAUGGGAUAUCUAUGGCAACAGAAUUGGUGUAUUCGGUCAGGAAGAGCAUUGGAAAAUUGAAGCUUAUCACCCAGUGGAACAGUUGGAAGAAGAAAAGUCUGAUUUGAAAUCUGAAGACAGCUACUCAAAUGAUUUUGUUCAAGAUGUUGAGUGGGAGCCUGACGAAGCUGCCGUCACACAGCCCUCAAAGUAUCGCAUCAAUACUUGGAACAAGACUGUCCUAGGUAAAGAUUAUCAAAAUCUGAGGCAGCAGAAGAGGGAGAGGCGGCAGCCUGGUACUUUGCCAGACUUACCUUACCUUCAUUGGGAAAGAACUGGAGCACCACCAGCUGGACCUUACUCUGCCCUGGACACUAAAGAGUUAAAUGUAUUUGUCAAUGUUGUGAAACCUGAGCCAGAGAAAUACUUCCAUGAGAGACAUGAUGAGUUAAACUCUUUCAAGUUACCAGUCUUAGCAGAAACUCUGAAAACUGCUUUUGAUGAGAAGAAUUUGUUUCCUAGUUACAUUUUAGAAUUUGAGAAAAAGAUGAAACAUUAUCACUCAAUGAUGCUGAGCCCACAGCAGGGGAAAAGUAAAACAUUGAAAUCUGGCCAACAAGGAAGCACAGCAUCACUGUCCCAAUCUGGCCACAUCAAAUCUCCUGUUUUGUCCAAGAGAACUUUGGCACCAAGCAUCUCCUUUGGUUCAAAAAGUCUUUAUGCUUCAAGGAACAAUUCAAUAGCAACAUCAUCUACAGAUGACUGAGUGCAGCAAUAGCUACAUCAUCUACAGAAGACUAAGUGUAGCAUUAGCUACAUGAUCUACAGUUGACUGAGUUUUGGCUAAACAAUAGCUACAUCAUCUACGAAUGACACUGCACACUUUUUGAUAUUUCAUUUACAUUGGUUUAAGUGUAUGUUUGGGAGUAUUGUAUGUAAAACACAAGAGAAAGACUGUUUCAUAUACUCUGGGUCUUAUAUUUAUGCAUUUAUAAUUGCUCAAUCCCAUUUGAGUGUCUGUGUGUGCAUACAUUUACAAUUUUUGUAUGAUUCACUAUGGCAAAGUUUGCUGCUCCAGAAUCAACAUGUUUAGUCCUGAUAGAAGGCGAUGAAACCGACACCAGCAAUUCAUCUUGGCACAUCUCUAUAUGACACUAAAAGAGAGUUUUAGAUUUCUACCAAUGGCUGCCUAGUUGUGUGGUGGUCUUGAUGUCCUGUGUUCAAACCAUAGCCCGCUUCCAUCCCCCGUUGUCCUGGAGGAGGUUUGGGCUGGGAAAUCUUCAAAUCUGAAGGAAAUGUCAAACAAACAUUUACACCAGUCUCCACUAGUUUGAUAGCCAAAAAAAUAGACACCAUUGUUUCCUUGUUAAAUAAUUGGACUCAAUUUGAUUCAGUAUAUCUACUUAUUGAAAUAUUAGAUUACUAUCUUGUAAUUUUUUUUUUUUUUUUUUGGGGGGGGGGGGGGGGGAGAGGCUAAUGUUUCUCUUUAGUGAGAUUAAAUUUUAAAAAUCUUUGUCAAUUCACCUGAAAGCAAUCUUUGUACAUGUCUUAACCAUCUCCAUCAGAAAUGUAUCUCUAGUAGCAAGGAAACUUCUCCUAGAUAAUCAUCAUUUUAACUUAUGCUAAUUCUUGAACACCUACUAGUAGCAAGGAAAAUUCUCCUAGAUACAUUACAAUGUCCAUGAAAACAAUUUAAAACAAAUGGCACAAAUAGUUUUAUUCUCUAGUGUGAAUAUCAGCAUUAAAGAAUGUAAUCCCAAAUAAUAGAAAAAAUUUAGCUGAGUUUACAUCAACUUUUAGCUGCAGGAUAUAAUUUAAGUGUUCUUGGUGAAGACAGGCACAGAUAAAGAAAAGACAUGUAGAUUACCAUGGACAUAUGGCUUUGUCUGCAUUAGAUGUGGUAAAAUAUAUGGGUCACAACUGCUUUAAUCCUUAAUCUUCAGACUUGAAGACAAUGCAUAUCUAUAUAAUUUAAUUUGUAAUAAAUCUAUCCAUCCAUCCAUCCCAGUGGCGCUACAGCCCAUGGAGGGCUCUGGUCUGCUUCAACACAUCCUUCCAUUCAGAUCUCUCCUGGGCCUUUCAUCUCCAUGCCCUAACUGCAAGCUGUUGUAGAUAUGCCUCCACAUUAUCAAUCCAUCGCAUUUGGGGUCUGCCUUUGGGUUGCCUGCUUUUUGAUUUUUGUCUGUAUACAAUUUUCGCUCCUCUGUUCUCUGACUUUCUUUCAAGGUGACCUGCCCAACGUAGUUUGUUCUUUUUAUUUCUAUCACUAUCUGUGGGUCUUCCUACAAUCGAUAUAUCUCAUGGUUAGUCCAUGUCCUCCACCCUGUUUCAUCUUGUAUAGCAACACAGAUUUUCCUAAGAAACUAAUAUCUUUCAAAAGUAUAUUUCAGUCAUUAAAAAGUAGUCUUGUGAAAUUUAUUUGUUUUAAAUAUUAAUUAUUGCGCUCAUUCAUAAUCUUUGGACUAAAAAACAAUGCCUUGUAUAUAAAUAUCAAUCAUUUUGCUGACUAUAUGUUUAUGUUUUCAUCCUAUUAAAUGUAACUCAAAGAUUGUUUGAUUUGCUUCAAGUUGAAGGUUACUUUCCAUUGUUGACAAAAUAUGUUGCUUGUUUGUUUUGCCUUACUUUGUUACUAUUAACAGACAGCUAUUUAUUUUUUACAGAUUUAUUUUUUACUUAUUUGUAAUCAGUAUUCAAUGUCUGAUGUAAAUUAUUUACUGAAGUGACUUUUUAAAAUUAUACUUAUUUAUAUUGUAUUAACUUUUUUACAUUUCUGGCCAAUUUAAUUACUUUGUAUUUUUGUAUAAAGAUUGAUAGCAUACA
Messenger RNA from Biomphalaria glabrata, 5641 nucleotides. RefSeq names its product WD repeat-containing protein 49-like. Gene Ontology annotation, molecular function: protein binding; calcium ion binding. Bases 147 to 3587 code for a protein of 1146 amino acids. The transcript has 30 exons. NCBI's taxonomy places the organism in Eukaryota, Metazoa, Mollusca, Gastropoda, Planorbidae. The record is from RefSeq and is a predicted model, not a curated record.